UUCGAGCCAUGCCUAAACCAAAAGUAAUUAAAGUCUUAAUUUUUGCCAAAUUAAAUUCCACACUGUCCAUCGUCUCCUCGGUCUCGGUGAUGAAUCGAUUAUAAUAAACCUCUCGAGGCCAAUCGCUUUAGCUUCCAUCUCCUGUCGAUUGCAGAAUCACAGAGCUUGAAGAUGUUAUCAGACCUCAUCACCAAACUGCUCCUGGUGUUCUUUGGAUAUGCUUAUCCCGCUUUUGAAUGCUUCAAGGCGGUGGAGAACCACCCUUACAACAACCAGCAGCUUCGCUUCUGGUGCCACUACUGGAUCAUCGUGACGGCGAUCACCGUCGUCGAAAGGUUCGGCUACUUCUCAUCGUGGCUGCCGAUGUAUGGAGAAGCAAAGCUGGCCUUCUUGGUCUACCUCUGGUUCCCCAAAACCAAGGGCUCUGAUGUGGUGUACGAGGUAUUUCUGCGGCCGUUGGUGAUGCAGUACGAGCCUGACAUGGAAGAGAGGUUUCGCAAUCUGAGAGCUAAAUCUGGAGAGCUUCUGCAGUUCUACCUGCAAAAUUUCACGGAGAAGGGCCAUGUUUUGUUCUUGGAUUGCUUGCGUCAUAUGGUCUCCACCAGGCCAUUAGCCCCGAGAACAGAGACAGAGGGGAUUCUGCAGCAGAGUGCUGAUGCGGUGAGAAACCCAGCCAUUCUUUUCAAGUUGAGGCUCACUGCUGAGGAAGUGGAGGAGGAUGCCGUUGUGGCUGAAUCGCUGAAAUGGCGACGACGGUUCCUUUGAUUGGUACUUUAAUUAGCAUGUUUCUUGGUUCGAUGGAUUCCAGAGUUUGUAGAUAUGGAGUGAUCGAUGGAUCACUAAUCUAAUCUAUGUUCUAUUUAGUCUA
Molecule: messenger RNA, 868 nt
Organism: Zingiber officinale
Lineage: Eukaryota; Viridiplantae; Streptophyta; Magnoliopsida; Zingiberales; Zingiberaceae
Product: putative HVA22-like protein g
Exons: 5
Coding region: 172-765 (197 amino acids)
Source: RefSeq, a predicted model, not a curated record